Messenger RNA from Vitrella brassicaformis, 6274 nucleotides. Lineage: Eukaryota; Vitrellaceae. The record is from the annotation of a GenBank genome assembly.
UUCUGAUCAGUACUCACACACAGGCAGCUGGAAAGAUCCUCGGCCAAUGAUUGAAUGAAGUGGCCGAUAAGUCUGUCUGAUGGGUUACCUCCACCUUCAUCAUCGGCUGCUGUCGGUGCUCGCCGUCUUCUAUGCCGCUGCCGCAGAUCCGCCUCUCAACACGUCGUCAUGGCACACGCCAGAGAAGUGGAAGCUACUGUCUCGCAGGUCAACGAUCUCGGAAUACAUAAUACACAGCAAUGCCUGUGGCGCGUCUGUAUUCAGGUUCCAAUUUCAGUCACAGCACACCGUAAGCAGUUACAGUGCAUGCAGCCUGUCUGCCUGACAUUCAUGGGUAAGACGUGCGUCAUUUGCACGUGUGGCGUACGUACUUCGCAGAUCACUCCCAGUGGCGCUCUCGAGUACGCCUUUCGUAUCAUGCCCCUAGAGAACCUGACGGAACUUGUCGAGUGCGCUUCGUGCCAGCAAGACGCCGGGGCGCUGAGGGAGUUUGUGGAUGAGUCGGGGCUUCUCUCUGUGCUACCCAACGACACGGACAGCACUCUCGAAGCAAACGUCUGUGCCACGUCCUUCAUCGUCUGUAUCCGAGACGAGGCGACAGAUGAGGAAGGCUAUGUCCUGGCGCUGGUCGGGGCGAUGAGCUUCAGCGAUGUGUCGCCACUGCCUCAGAAAGUGGCAGCGCGUAUAGGGCUUCAGCUGACACUCAGCCGAUCGUUCUAUGACUUACGGGAUGUGCUGGUGGUGUUUCUGUUUGAGAUGCCCUUCACUGGACAGCUGGACGAAAGACUAGGAGAAAUGACCUCAAUCAGGAUCAUCGAUAUACACUCGGUAAAGAGAGAAAGACAGACAGGAAGAUAAUGUCACGCAGUCAACAGUGCUGCUGUCUGGUUUGCUUUUUCUGUGGUGUAUGGUGUCAGACGGAGCUCUCUGGCCCAAUGCCAUCGUCGAUUGGCAACCUGAGCAACUUGCAGGCACUCAUGCUUGAGGGGCAGAACUAUACCAAUGCACCUGUCCUGGGAGGCCCUCUACCGACAUCUCUUCUUGAUCUCUCAGCGCUGGAAAUCUUCACUCUGUCCUUUACCAAGUUUGAGGGCUUCCUGCCUUCAGCUUUCUGCAUCCGGCUGACAAAAAUGCGCGUGAUCAUAUCGCGCCACGGGGGAUUAACAGCGACCAAUGGUCGGCUGCCUGAGAGCCUCGCUGAGUGCCGCAACUUGGAGAUCUUCUGGUUCGAGGCCAUCGGCCUCACCGGGCCAGUGCCGCCUUACAUUGGGAACUUCACCCGCUUAACCAUACUGGACCUCUCGAAGAACAACCUAGAUGGGCCUUUUCCGCCUUUUCCAUUCUGGGCCAAACUGCGCGAGUUGCGGCUUCUGAAGCUCAACACCAAUAGCCUGUCUGGUGAGAUACCUGAAGGGUUUGGGGCGGCCAUGCCGGACCUCCUUUGGGUGUCUGUCUACCGCAAUAGAGUAAGCAAGCAUCGAGAGGAGAGUCAACAAGGUGAUCGGUGUCUUCUUGUGUGUCCUCCUUCCCAUUGUCAGCUGACUGGUCCACUCCCUGCCUCUCUCGGGCAAGCCAAGGAGCUCAGGCGGCUGGACGUCUAUGCGCAGGACGGCGAGGGCAUGUCGGGGCCUCUUCCACCGUCACUCGGCAACUGCACCAAACUGAAUACUCUCAACCUUCGGUUCAACAACUUCUCAGGCCCCUUGCCUGAGUCCUGGUUACAACUCACGGCGCUCGAGUACUUGAGACUCGACAGCAAUAAUCUAAGCGGUACACUACGGCCGCUGGCGUCGAUGAAGCGGCUGCAGACACUGAUGUUCGGAUACAACCAGGUGAGUUUGACCUGACGCAGAUGUAGCAGUCGAACUUUCAAUACAUCUUUCAACCAUUGCCUGUUGCCCAGUUGGAAGGCCCACUGCCCGCCGAGCUCGGCAGCUUCACUGAGCUGCAGGAAAUCCACGGAGCGGUCAACAGGUCGGCUUAGCCACACGCUGUGGACACGUGCUCUGUACACUCUGUGUAUCUAUGCCUUCAGAUUGACAGCUCUGCCGCCGUCUAUCGACGGCUGGAAGAAAGUCUCUUUCAUCGACGUACGCAGCAACGCCAUUCAAGGCCGCCUCCCUCCGUUUGGCCACGCAUCAGCUCUCCGAGAGCUGUAUCUGGCCGACAACCAGAUCGAAGGUUUCACAGACAACGGAACCAUGCCAGAAGGGUAUGCAGACGGGCAGAGAAUGACACGGACAGUGCAUGUUGUCGCAAGUUCACGCUCUCACCUGCAGGUUGGUCACGUUGAACAUGGAGUUCAAUCGGCUGACGUCAGUUCCGGAAGGUUGGAACAGCAUGCCUGCGUUGGAGGAGAUAUUUCUCAAGGGCAAUCAGCUCACCGGAUGGCCGACGUGGGGGAGGACUCCUGCACGAUUUUGUCAGGCGAAUGCUCGCAGUACGUGUGUUUGUGCUUCUCAUUUUCCUUCGGGCUGCAUCGCUUGUCACUUGCUUUGUAUUUGUUGGGCAGUCACGCCGCACAUCACCCUUUAUCUGCUGGCACUGCCGGCGCCUCCCUACUGGCCGGUCAUCCAACGUGUGAGUGGGCACCGCACCGAAGGGCACUCAGCAGCGGCACUGUCAUCAUGUGAGCUGCUGACAUAUAUCGAUUUUGCAGGCCGACUUUUCGGGCAAUCCUUUGGGCGUUGAAGUGAGAGACUUUAUGCAGACGUUCCGCGAGCUCAACACGUGAGAAGAAGAGACACUCACCGUCGGGUCUGAUGUGGGAGAUGUGCUUCUUGUCUGUUUCCAGGCUGAUGACUUUGAGCUGCGCUGGCUGUGGUCUCACGGGGCGCCUGGACUGGUAAAGGGGGUUGAGGCAGACACGUAUAUCGAUGCAUUCACUAUUCCCCUUUCCCUCAGCGACUCGGUGACCUUCUAUGACCGCAGUAGUCUGUCAAGAUAUGGCAACACAGAGUUCACCGAAAGAUCCGUUGUAAGGAAAUAUGCACACACACAGACUCUGCUCAGCCCUACAUCACCCUCUCCUUGUGUUAAUGUGUGCAGGCCGCCUACCCGACUCUGCGCCCGGGGUUCGUUUCUCUUACGCGGCUCCUCCUCAGCCACAACUCGAUUGUCGCCCUGGAUGAGUUGCGGCUGAGGAAUCUGGCGCGUGCUGACCUCUCGUCAAACGCUCUCGAGAGCGUCCGCGGUGAUUGGCUUGCCGGUCUGGACGUCAGAAUCGAUGGCAACCCGAAUCUCAGAAUCGACCGUAUCGAUGACAGCCUGGACAUACAGGUGGGUCACGUGGAUCAGGCCAUGACAUGAAGGCCCGCCGUGUUUGGAUGUCUACUCUGUUCUGCCUGCAGAGCUGUGAGGACGUGUUGAGCCUAAAGAACGUCUCCGCUGACACACUGGUGCCAAACCCUGCUGGUGAGGGAAAACAUUCACGGAGAGCCUAAUGUGUCUGUCUUUGUGUGCAGCGUACGUCCCCCAGAGAGACCCGAAAGGCCUGUCCAACUCAACUUACGAGUGCACCACCCUCUGCAACACUUGGAUAAUGGUCGACUUCAGCGUGGCUGAGGAGAAGCUCUGCCGCUGUCUGCCUGGCUACAGCGGCACGGGCAAGGCCUGCACCAUGUGCCCAGCGGGCACCCACAGCAACAGACAGGUCGGCACACAAUCGUGCCAGCGAUGCCCCGAUGACGCAGGUGAGCGCCGACACGAACAGACACCCAAUCUGCGUUCUGUUGGUCUACGAGUGUGGUUGGCAGAUUCUGAGGAGGGCUCGGCUGCCUGUUCCUGUCGUCUUGGCUACGAGAAGAGGGGCAACGAGCCCUGCGAGCCAUGCACGGCGGGAUCUGUCGGCGUGCGCAAUGCCGGCAGUGACGGAAGUCGCAGCAGGUGGAUCUGCCAGGACUGUCAGGAGGGAUUGGACUGCUCCGUCCCCAUCAACUACAAUGCGAGUGUGCUGCCAAGGUUCUUCCAACUCACUGCCCGCCUGCAGUCGGCCGGCGCAUCCCCCAGUGCCACACGAGAAGUGACGACGUAAGAAGCAGGACUGAGGGGCAAGUAGGCAUUUCGGUAUGGUGCCGUCUGCGCUUUCAGGUAUGGCGCCGGUUUGACUGAGUUGCCCAUAGUCAUACCGUGCCCAUUGCCGGCGUCGUGCAAAGGCACUGACAAGGCAUCUGGACUCAACAUAUGCUCGGUGAGAGCCAACAGCUGUCCUUUCUCCCAGGCCGUCACCACUGUGACAUGUCUGUGCAUCGUCUGUGUGCCAGGAGGGCCAUGAGGGCUUUGUGUGCAAUCGGUGCAAAAGGGGCUUCUCGCGCCAGACGCCCCAGCAGCCGUGCGCCCCAUGUGCGGCCCUUUGGCAGAUCGUCGUGGUCAACGUGUUGCUUGUCGUCGCCACGCUGCUGGCCAUCUUCAUUCUGACGGCACUCGCUGAACGGUCGGCUGGUGUGAGGCGCAUAGUCAUCUGCCAACUCGUCUGUCUGCAUGGCUGUGUUCUGUUCGUUUGUGCGUGGCGUCACACAUUCAGCGCCGCGGCCACACAGAGGGCUGAGGUCCCCUCCCAACUGACCAAAAUCGGACUAUCGCACAUCACCGCCGUACGCAAUGCACUCACAUCGCUCGCAGGACGUCCCCCACCGGUGUGCGCAUGUGUGUGUGCAGGUAUGUGGGCUGGCCUUUCUCGUGUUCGACGAGUCCCUCUGGGGCGAUCAGAUAUCCUGGCUGAUCAGCUCGUUCUUUGGAUGGAGUGGCGGUGUUCCGCAAAGCUAUCAGGUGGACAUGUGCAAGAAAACACUCAAACAUGUCCGCCGUGCCAUCCGCCGUCCUGUCCUGUCAGGUGUGGGAGUGUCUGUUGCGGCCAUACGUGGGCGACAAAUGUGUGCUCUACCGCCAUUCUGUGUGGUUGGGGCUACCGCUGAUCUGGCUCACUGCUGUGCCUCUCAUUGGUAGCGACUAAUGCACUCAACCAGAGAAGCGAUGGACUGUGGUCAUUUCUCCUUCCUGUCGUGUCAUCGAGUGCAGCGAGUGGGUUUGAUAAAUUGCGCGACGCACUCAAGUCGAAGCGGCGCAUCGGCACCGACGAUUCAUUCGCCACCGACACCUACCUCCGAGCCCUCUCAGCGCCGCCAUCGGUCACCAACGGAAAGGCACACAAGGCCACCGCAGAGGGUCCUUACCAGCGAGCAGUCACAUUCCAGGAGUCGGCAACCGAGCCAGAGACGCCCGCCUCAUGCCAGCACUCCCUGGCGGAGCCCCGCAAGAGCGGCCGAUGGCGGCAGUGGCUCGACGACCGCGGCACCAUGAUGGUCGUGAUUCUCACGUUCAUUCACCCCACCGUCACCAAGAGUAUGCUGGCCCUCCUGCGCUGCCGAUGGUAUCCCUAUGUGACGGAUGUGAUCCCUAUCGCCCCCGGCGAGGGUGUCAGUCGGCUGCCUUUUGACCCGAGGGACCACCCAAGGCCCCGGAUGGACCUCGAUCCACACGUCAUAUGCCGGUCGGCCGAACACGCGCCGUUCCUCUGGAUCGCUGUGGCUGGUCUGCUGCUGUGGACCUUCGCGCCCGUCAUAUGUGGCGUGGCGUUUCUGUGGCGGCACAGAGACAGUCUACAGGACCACCACACGCGGAGGCGAGUGGGCUUCCUCUACACGGGAUACCGGAAGCACUUCUUCUACUGGGACGCAGUGCUUGCGAUGAGGCGGGUCUUGGUGCUGCUUAUCGCACAGCAAGCGACUUCGGAGAACAGACAGCUGCUGGGCUGGACAGUCAUCGCCGCAGCGUGUCUGGCGCUGCACUUCGCCGUGUGGCCCUUCGACCGAGGCAGUAUGGACAUUCUCAAUUUGACAGAGCUGAGAGGGCUGCUGGUGUGGCUCAUGUCGCUGUUUGUCAUGCAAUUCGUUGUCAUACUGCCCGAGGGGACCUCCUUGGCCAUCGCCCUGGUGCUGGUGGUCAUUGCGGUCAACCUGGUCCACUAUGUCAUGGUGGCCAUUCAGAUAUGCCGAUUUGGUCUGCUGCAAGUGGGCUACAGAUACACGGCCCUCACGGACCGCAAACAGGCCAUCGGUGGGCUACAGAAGCGCACACACUCUCUCUCCUUUGUUAAUCGUGUCAUCCUCUUAUCGUUUGUUCAGCUCGUUUGAUGACCGGUUGUUUGACGGGCCCGAUUGUGUCGUGGCUGAUCCACAGAGAGGAGCAAAGACGAGAGGUCGCCCCCAAAGUCUUCUAUGACUGGUCCAGCGCGGCCCUCUCUGUGGACGGCCCCCCUGCUGCUGCCUCUGCUGCC